Alosa sapidissima (American shad) is the source of this 2639-nucleotide messenger RNA. RefSeq names its product BTB/POZ domain-containing protein KCTD16-like. Gene Ontology annotation, molecular function: protein binding. Gene Ontology annotation, biological process: protein homooligomerization; regulation of G protein-coupled receptor signaling pathway. The transcript is spliced from 3 exons. Gene Ontology annotation, cellular component: presynaptic membrane; postsynaptic membrane. Bases 201 to 1514 code for a protein of 437 amino acids. Lineage: Eukaryota; Metazoa; Chordata; Actinopteri; Clupeiformes; Clupeidae. The record is from RefSeq and is a predicted model, not a curated record.
CUUGAUUCUCAUAUCAACAUUUCAAAACCGUGAAGUGGAGCUGCGCGGUUCAUCGCAUUGCUCUUCAAAGGACUGUGCUGCUAUGAAGUUACAUUAUGAUUUUAUUGUCGGUGGCUUUGGUCGAUUACUGUGGAACAAAAACAAUUUUGAGGUAAAAGCUUUAAAAAUUCCCGUUCCCUCUCUUUUGAGUCAUUCGAAACAUGGCACUAACGGAGAACUGUAAGACUUAUCAAUCGCCAAAGGAUGGUGGACAUGUGCAAACUUCGUCCGACGUUAUAGAACUCAAUGUGGGAGGACAGGUUUACUACACUCGCCAUGCCACCCUUACGAGCAUUCCAAAUUCUCUGCUGGGGAAAUUAUUCUCUGCAAAGAAGGACAAUUCCAAUGAUUUAGCUCGCGAUUUCAGAGGACGGUACUUUAUUGACAGGGAUGGGUUUUUAUUCCGAUAUGUGUUGGACUAUCUCAGAGACAAGCACGUUGUCCUGCCAGAUCACUUUCCGGAGAAGGGACGGCUGAAAAGGGAAGCCGAGUAUUUUCAACUACCGGAAUUGGUGAAGAUUUUGACUCCUGACGACAAACGCACAGAUGAAUACCUUCACAGCGACUAUGACGAGGCGUCUCAGGGAAGUGAUCAAAGGCUGUACCCCUCGUACCUGGACCCUCGGGACAGGAGGCACGGGUUCAUCACGGUCGGGUACAAGGGCUCUUGCGCCGCGGGAAGAGAGGGCCUUGGCGACCCCAAGGCUCGUGGGCUUCCAAAGAUUUUCAUAUGCGGACGAAUCGGCUUGGCAAAGGAAGUAUUUGGGGACACUUUGAAUGAGAAUCGAGACCCAGAGAGACCACAGGAGCGUUACACCUCUCGGCUCUUUCUAAAGUUUAAACACUUAGAGAGGGCAUUUGACAUGCUGGCAGAGAGCGGAUUUCAAAUAGUUGCGUGCAAUUCCUCUUUGACCGCAUCGUUUGUCAGUCGACACACGGAUGACAAAUUGUGGUGCACUUACACGGAGUAUGUCUUCUACCGCGGCCCAUCCGGCUGGUCCUCCUCCCACUGCGACUGCUGCUGCAAGAGCCACAAGAGCGAGCGUGAGGGCGAGAGCGGCACGUCCUACAACGAGCUCUCCACCUCCGCAUCAGAGACCCAGUCGGAGGCCAGCUCCCCGCAGGGCACGGUCAUCUGCGGUCCAGUCAGCCGCCAGCACCAGCAGCCACCCAUCGCCCACACGCUGGAACGACCCGGCCGCAAGGGACCCCCAAUGGCCCAACCGCCGGGGGGGGACGGGGGUCGUGGGGGACGCCGGACCGACCUUCUCCGCGCCCGCACCACGGGGCCCCGCGACGCCGCGCUGGCCGGUCGGGGCGGCCGGAAAGGUGGCGGGCCCCCGAAGGAGAAGCUGACGGUGGAGCAGGAGCUGGAGAGGUGCAUCCAGGACUUCCGCCGCAUCCGCAUCCCCAAGCGCUUCCCGGACAGGAAGUACAUGUGGCAAUCAGAGCUGCUGCGAAAGUAUCAGAUGUGAGCACACGAGAGAAAAGUACGACGACGCGAGCAAGACUCAGGAGACCACAGAGUGAAACAUAAGACUUGACAACGAGACACACAGAGACAGAUAUAGAGACACAGAUAGACUAAAAAGAGACAAAAAACUACAAAAAAAGACAGAAGCACACUAAAAGAGAAAUAGUAAGAGAUCCUCUAUGUGGAAGAGGGUGGAAUAGGAAAUAGGAAAUGUUUUCUCACCAGAAAAAAGCACCUCAGUUAGGAUUACACUUGAAUUCACUCUUUGCCCAUGUUCAUUCAGUGAAUUUUUAAUCUUCAGGCCUGCGAAAACACAUGGUGCACGAUAGCUGUUCAGCAAUCCACAAAGGACUUCUUUAAAAAUGAGUCCAACAGGGUACUAUUGAUAUAAAAAUAUAUGAAUAUCGCUAAGCCACAAUACACAGUGUCUGUCCUUGAGAUUCCAGAGCCAUGCCAGGGACCGGAAUCGAGGUCAUCUGCCCCAUUAAACGGAACCACCAGGCUCACCUUUCAGGCAGAUUUAGACAAAUCAGAGUCGUAUCAAUGUCACAAUGAAUACACCCAUAAAUCGGAUUUAACACUAUCUUAAUUUGAUCAACACCCACCUUCAGGAGGCGGACUCCCCAUAGAAUUCUCACUGGUAGAGGGCAUCUACCCGAAUGUACUAAUGUCUCAUCUGUUCCUUCGAAUUCAACUGUGAACUUUUGGUAGUGGAUGUUUCUUUUUUUUUUUGGUGAAUCUAUGGGAAUGAUAUAGUGCAUAAGCCAGAAGUCAUUUGUCAUUGUAGUCUUCGACAGCACAUGGGAAAAGGGGGAAAAAAAUCCUUGUGGUAACAAGGCAUGCAUGUUACUUCACCAUGCUAGAUCGUUGUGACCUAAUGGGUGCUUCCAACUAAAAAAAAAAAGAAAAGAAAUCUCACUAGAACCAAGCUGUUCAAUGGAAAACAAUAUCGAGGAGAAGAGCACCAGUACCUGCAGUAUUGCCACAACAUACAUCUCUUUUGUUGUCUGUUUGUUUGCCAUCGUACACAUCUAUGUCAACACUGUAUUUCCAGAAUGUUCUUGAGGUUGUGUCAGUGGGUGUAUGUAUGCAGAUCAUCCUUUUGUGAAUGUGAGAUGGAUAAUUA